AUGGUUGUUGAGCAGAAAGAGCAAGAGCCUAUUGUUAAGAUGCGUGAGCGCAACGUCAACGCCGCUGCCCACUCUGCACUGGCACGUGGAAUCGAAGCGCUGAAUGAAGGAGAAGUGACCGAGGAGACUGAGGAGAUCCGCAAGCUUGACACUCAACUUGAUCAUCUUAACGACUACAUGUCUAAGAUGGAGGAGCGUCUGAAGGCUCACAACGACAGAAUGAUGGAGACGUUGAAGCAACAAAAGGAGGAGCGUGAGAAGAGACGUCGUAGCUUCCAUGAGCGCAUGUCCCAAAACCAAUCGGAAGACGAGGAGUUCAAGAAGCAAAUGAGCAGCAUCUUGAAGAGAGUUCAAUCUGUCAAGCGCACCAACGAGGAAUAA
Caenorhabditis briggsae is the source of this 381-nucleotide messenger RNA. NCBI's taxonomy places the organism in Eukaryota, Metazoa, Nematoda, Chromadorea, Rhabditida, Rhabditidae. Bases 1 to 381 code for a protein of 126 amino acids. The transcript is spliced from 3 exons. The record is from RefSeq and is a predicted model, not a curated record.